Mustela erminea (ermine) is the source of this 4093-nucleotide messenger RNA. It is a transcript of the gene ABR, whose product is annotated as ABR activator of RhoGEF and GTPase. The transcript is spliced from 24 exons. The record is from RefSeq and is a predicted model, not a curated record. Lineage: Eukaryota; Metazoa; Chordata; Mammalia; Carnivora; Mustelidae. Gene Ontology annotation, cellular component: membrane. The coding region runs from base 124 to 3690 and encodes 1188 amino acids. Gene Ontology annotation, molecular function: GTPase activator activity; guanyl-nucleotide exchange factor activity; protein serine/threonine kinase activity. Gene Ontology annotation, biological process: intracellular signal transduction; positive regulation of GTPase activity; protein phosphorylation.
UUCAGGGGCUGAAGUGAAGGGCAGGCGACUGCGCCAGCGCGGGCUUCCGGGAACAGCCCGGCGCGACCCCAGCCCGCUGCGCGCGGCGGAGCCGGGCCCGGGAGGCCCGAAGGGGCGGCCGCCAUGUGGGACCCUCAGGACUUCGAGCGCCACUGGCAGGCCGAGUUCCCCGGGGAGAAGGCCCCCGUCAUGCGGCUGGACUCGGUGCUGGACAUGGAGCGGGAGCUGGAGCGCUGCAAACUCAACAUGAAGCGGCUGCAACAGGUGUUGGCUGAGGAGAAGUUCAAAGUCUCCUACCUGCAGGCGGCCCUGGCCGCGGAGAAGCGGGACCUCGGCUGCGGGCGCUCGGAGGGCGGAGACGGCGACCGGCCGGGAGCUUGGGCGGAGGAGCCGGCGCCGGCCGGGCCGGAGCGGUCGCCGCCACCGCGCGAGAAGCAGGGCGCCGCGGGCGGCGGCGGAGACCCCCCAGGCCCCUGGCGCGGGGACCCGGAGGCGGCCGCGAAGGCCGAGGCUCCUCCCUACGCGUGCCCGGACCUUCCCACCUGGCCCCGGCCGGCGGGAGCCGGGGGCGCGGUGCGCAGCCUGACCGCCGCCAUCCACCAGCAGCUGGUGCAGCCUCGCCUCCUUUUCAGGUCCCAAGAGGACCACGCGCCCCCCGGCCACGAUGACACAGUCCCCAGCGCCCAGGGAGAGGAGCUGCCCUCCGGGACCCGCGCGGGGCGGGGCUCGGAGGAGGGCGAGCCGGACGCCUCGGUCGCGGAGGAUGGGGGCAACAGCAGUGACCACGACUUCGAGAUGGUGGAUUUGAACGAGAAAUUCGUCCUCGGCCACUUGCUCGUGGGCCCCUGCCGGCUCGGAGCCCGCGAUGAGGCCGAAAAGCCGGCGCGGGCGGGCAGCCCCCAUCGCUGGAUGCACCUGAUCCCCGGGGGCCGGCGGCAGCAGCGCCGGAGCCGCGACCUGGAGCUGCUUGAGGCGGAGGCCAAGGACGGGCGGAGCUCGCCCCUGGCGGCCGAGGAGCAUCCCCGGCGUGGGGCUCGCGAGCACCUCCCCCCGUGGCGGCGCAAGAGGUUCCUGCGGGUGCCGGAGCGGGACUCGCCCAGCCACAGCUCUCCGGAGAGGGGCAGUGACUGCAGCCGCAACAGCUCGGACCACGAGGACGGCUUCUCUGCAGACUUCAGCUACGGGGCCGACGACUACGACGGAGAGGGGAAUGAGGAGCAGAAGGGGCCCCCGGAGGGCUCGGAGACCAUGCCGUACAUCGACGAGUCGCCCACCAUGUCACCCCAGCUCAGUGCCCGUGGCCAGGGCGGCGGGGAUGGCAUCUCCCCCACCCCACCUGAGGGGCUGGCACCUGGGGUGGAGGCAGGGAAAGGCCUGGAGAUGAGGAAGCUGGUUCUCUCGGGGUUCCUGGCCAGCGAAGAGAUCUACAUUAACCAGCUGGAAGCCUUGCUGCUGCCCAUGAAACCCCUGAAGGCCACAGCCACCACCUCCCAGCCUGUACUCACCAUCCAACAGAUCGAGACCAUCUUCUACAAGAUCCAGGACAUCUACGAGAUCCACAAGGAGUUCUAUGACAACCUCUGCCCCAAGGUGCAGCAGUGGGACAGCCAGGUCACCAUGGGCCACCUCUUCCAGAAGCUGGCCAGCCAGCUCGGUGUGUACAAAGCAUUUGUGGAUAACUAUAAAGUCGCUCUGGAGACAGCUGAGAAGUGCAGCCAGUCCAACAACCAGUUCCAGAAGAUCUCUGAGGAACUCAAAGUGAAAGGUCCCAAGGACUCCAAGGACAGCCACACGUCAGUCACUAUGGAAGCUCUGCUCUACAAGCCCAUUGACCGUGUCACCAGGAGCACCCUGGUCCUCCAUGACCUGCUGAAGCACACGCCUGUGGACCAUCCAGAUUACCCGCUGCUCCAGGAUGCCCUCCGCAUCUCCCAGAACUUCCUGUCCAGCAUCAAUGAGGACAUUGACCCCCGCCGGACUGCAGUCACCACUCCUAAGGGGGAGACGCGGCAACUGGUGAAGGACGGCUUCCUGGUGGAAGUGUCGGAGAGCUCCCGGAAGCUGCGGCACGUCUUCCUCUUUACAGAUGUCCUACUGUGUGCCAAGCUCAAGAAGACAUCCGCAGGGAAGCACCAGCAAUAUGACUGCAAAUGGUACAUCCCCCUGGCCGACCUAGUGUUUCCAUCCCCCGAAGAGUCUGAGGCCAGCCCCCAGGUGCAUCCCUUCCCAGACCAUGAGCUGGAGGACAUGAAAAUGAAGAUCUCUGCCCUCAAGAGUGAAAUCCAGAAGGAGAAAGCCAACAAAGGACAGAGCCGGGCCAUCGAGCGCCUGAAAAAGAAGAUGUUUGAGAAUGAGUUCCUGCUGCUGCUUAACUCCCCAACGAUCCCGUUUCGGAUCCACAAUCGUAAUGGAAAGAGCUACCUGUUUUUACUGUCCUCAGACUAUGAGAGGUCAGAAUGGAGAGAAGCCAUUCAGAAGCUACAGAAGAAAGAUCUCCAGGCCUUUGUCCUGAGCUCCGUGGAGCUCCAGGUGCUCACGGGAUCCUGUUUCAAACUUAGGACUGUACACAACAUUCCCGUCACCAGCAAUAAAGACGACGAUGAGUCUCCUGGACUCUAUGGCUUCCUCCAUGUCAUCGUCCACUCUGCCAAGGGGUUCAAGCAGUCAGCCAACCUGUACUGUACCCUGGAGGUGGAUUCCUUUGGCUAUUUCGUCAGCAAAGCCAAAACCAGGGUGUUCCGGGACACGACAGAGCCCAAGUGGGAUGAGGAAUUUGAGAUUGAGCUGGAGGGCUCCCAGUCCCUGAGGAUCCUGUGCUACGAAAAGUGCUACGACAAGACCAAGGUCAACAAGGACAACAACGAGAUCGUGGACAAGAUCAUGGGCAAAGGGCAGAUCCAGUUGGAUCCCCAGACUGUGGAGACCAAGAACUGGCACACAGAUGUGAUUGAGAUGAACGGGAUCAAAGUGGAAUUCUCCAUGAAGUUCACCAGCCGGGAUAUGAGCCUGAAGAGGACCCCAUCAAAAAAGCAGACUGGUGUCUUUGGCGUGAAGAUCAGCGUAGUGACUAAGCGGGAGCGCUCCAAGGUACCCUACAUCGUGCGGCAGUGUGUGGAGGAGGUGGAGAAGCGGGGCAUCGAGGAGGUCGGCAUCUACCGGAUAUCAGGGGUGGCCACCGACAUCCAGGCACUGAAGGCCGCCUUUGAUGCCAAUAACAAGGACAUCCUGCUGAUGCUGAGUGACAUGGACAUCAAUGCCAUUGCCGGCACCCUGAAGCUCUACUUCCGGGAGCUGCCUGAACCCCUCCUCACAGACAGACUCUACCCAGCCUUCAUGGAGGGCAUCGCCCUGUCGGACCCUGCUGCCAAGGAAAACUGCAUGAUGCACUUACUCCGCACCCUGCCCGACCCCAACCUCAUCACCUUCCUCUUCCUGUUGGAACACUUGAAAAGGGUUGCUGAGAAGGAACCCAUCAACAAAAUGUCCCUUCACAACCUGGCUACUGUGUUUGGCCCCACGUUACUGAGACCCUCGGAAGUGGAGAGCAAAGCACACCUCACGUCGGCCGCAGACAUCUGGUCCCAUGAUGUCAUGGCACAGGUCCAGGUCCUCCUCUACUACCUGCAGCACCCCCCCAUUUCCUUCGCAGAAUUGAAGCGGAACACACUGUACUUCUCCACCGACGUGUAGCCCAAGCCGCUGCUCAGGGACCCACCAGGAGGACCACACCAGGACUCCGCACGCCGUGUCCUUGAGCUGGGCCUGGUCCAGAGGUCAGAGCCUAAAACCAGUGUGGCCAGGACCGCAGGCAUUCCCAUCAGCCAGCCCACAGAAGGGUUUUUAAAAGAGGCCGGGGCCUAUGCAUGGAAUUUCAACGUAUCCCAGGACAUGGCCCGGCUGGGCUGCUUGCAAGGCAGGUCCUGGCUGAAGGAACAGUGUCAGAGGAACGCUACUCUGCAUAUGCCGCGAAUUGGAACAUUCCCACACUUUGCAGGAGCUUUCUCUCUCUCCCUCCAGAUGUCCAGUCUCUGGGCCACCUGGUACCACUUUUGGGACUCGUGGAAUCUGAAAAUAAAAAUCAGCCAACCCUUUA